AUGAAAAUCACAAAAAUCUAUGUUUACCCAAUCAAAUCGCUGCAAGGCAUUGCGUUGCAAAAGGCGAAUCUUGAUAGGCAGGGUGUUCAGCAUGACCGUCGAUUUAUGCUCCUGAGAGUCCACCGUGAUGGCAACCACUGGCAUGAACCAGUGGAAGUUGUCAGGUAUCCGGCAUGUGCUCUAUUCAUCCCGGAAAUUCGUGAUGGGAACAUCGUUGUGAGAUACCAGCUGCCAGAUUCUGCUCCGGCGCCGACACCGGCGCAGGAAACAACACUCGAGAUACCAUUGGAACCGGAUACUUCGGGGCUUGAGAAAAUAGAAGUCGACUUGUACAAGAGCAAGACCAUGGGUUACCGUAUGCCCGAGGCUCAUAACUCGUGGUUCAGCUCAUGGUUGGGAUUCGAGGCCAUACUCGUUUAUGUCGGCGACGGCAAACGGCAGGUGCUGGGUACGAUGUCGCCACAUGCGCAGAACAAGCAAAACCAGGGGUGGCUGUCUUCUAUGAAGAGCUAUAUUGGUUCUAGCGAAGAUCCGCACUGGCUCACAUUCACCUGUGUCGCCCCAUAUCUAGUAGCUACUGAGACAUCUCUGAACGACGUCAGCAGCAGGCUUCCACCUGGCGAGGAGAUGGACAUCCGGAAAUUCCGGCCAAACAUAGUCGUUGAGGGCGAGGGACCGUUCGACGAAGACUACUGGGGAGAGCUAGAGGUUGAGAAUGGCGUGCGGCUCUCCCUGACGGGGAACUGCGGGCGAUGCGUGUCGAUAAAUGUCGACUACACGACGGGGAAGCCCGGAACAGGCGAAAGCGGCAAAGUUCUCAAGAAGCUGAUGAAAGAUCGCAGAGUCGACAAAGGCAACAAGUACUCGCCCGUCUUUGGCCGGUACGGCUUCCUCCAGGCCGAGCGUGCAGAGAUCCAGGUGGGGGGAGAUGUUGUAGUUACUAAGAGGUUAGAGGAGAGAUGUGUCUGGGAUUGGCCACCGUAUAACUGAGCUUGGUGGAGCACACCCA
Molecule: messenger RNA, 1009 nt
Organism: Diaporthe batatas
Lineage: Eukaryota; Fungi; Ascomycota; Sordariomycetes; Diaporthales; Diaporthaceae
Exons: 3
Coding region: 1-990 (329 amino acids)
Molecular function (GO): molybdenum ion binding; pyridoxal phosphate binding; catalytic activity
Source: RefSeq, a predicted model, not a curated record